Molecule: messenger RNA, 1536 nt
Organism: Emys orbicularis (European pond turtle)
Lineage: Eukaryota; Metazoa; Chordata; Testudines; Emydidae
Gene: ARID3C
Product: AT-rich interaction domain 3C
Exons: 8
Coding region: 1-1536 (511 amino acids)
Biological process (GO): regulation of transcription by RNA polymerase II
Cellular component (GO): nucleus
Molecular function (GO): DNA binding
Source: RefSeq, a predicted model, not a curated record
AUGGUGGAAAACACGAAAUCUGCUUUGGCUGCCUUCUCCUCCCCGGGGUCGCUGCCCCUGCUGGUGCCGGGCGCCGGCGGCGGCUCCCCGGGGCGCGGCGCUGCCCUGCCGGGCCCGGGCGGCGGGGGGCACCGGCUGGAGGCGGUGAUGGAGAAUCUGCAGCGGCAGCAGGCGGCGCGGCUGGCCCGGGUGGAGGAGAAGCUGCGGCGGGGGCAGGCGGAGCCCGGCCCGGGGCAGCUGCGCUCCGCGGUGGGGAGCCGCAUCCAGCAGCAGGCGCUGGCCCUCCAGCAGUACCAGGCGGCGGUGCGCUGCGGGCUGGCCCCUCGCGGCCGCCUGGGGGGGUCCCCGCCGGGCCCCGGCGCCCAGGAGCACGGCGAGGAGGAGGACCUGGAGGAAGAGGCGGGGGCGGCCCGGUACCCGCCGCGCUCCCCCAGCGCCCCGCAGCAGCGCCCGGAGCCCGCCCGCUCGCUCUCCCCGCCGCGCCAGCCGCCGCCCCAGCACCACGAGUGGACCUACGAGGAGCAGUUCAAGCAGCUCUACGAACUGGACGACAACCCCAAGCGGAAGGAGUUUCUGGACGACCUCUUUGGCUUCAUGCAGAAGAGAGGGACUCCAGUGAACCGAAUCCCCAUCAUGGCCAAGCAGGUGCUGGACCUGUACACGCUGUACCGGCUGGUGACCGAGAAGGGCGGCCUGGUCGAAGUGAUCAACAAGAAGAUCUGGCGGGAGAUCACCAAAGGCCUCAACCUCCCCACGUCCAUCACUAGCGCGGCGUUCACACUCCGCACGCAAUACAUGAAAUACCUGUACCCCUACGAAUGUGAGAAACGAGCCCUCAGCUCCCCCGGCGAGCUCCAGGCCGCCAUCGACAGCAACCGGCGAGAGGGGCGCAGGCAGAGCUUUGGCACGGCGCUUUUCAGCUACUCCCCCGUGGGCACCCCGGCCAUGCUGGGCUCCCCGAAGAUCCCCGUGCCGGCCCUCGCCAUCUCCACGCACAGCUGCAGCCAGAUGAGCCAGGUGCACGCCAUUAAGAAAGAAGACGGCAUCCUGUCGGCAGCGGUGCCCAGCCGGAUCGCCAUCCCCGUCAGCCUGGCGGGGCACCGCAUAGCCGCGGCCCAGGCCCAGGCCGCCGCACUGGAGCAGCUGCGGGAGAAGCUGGAGACGGGGGAGCCGCCCGAGAAGAAGAUGGUGCUAAUGGCGGAGGAGCAGCAGCGGCUGAUGCAACACGCCCUGCAGCAGAACCUGCUGGCCAUGGCCUCACAGUUCCCCAUGAACAUCGAGAUCAGCAACCGAGAUGACAGACAGGAGACCGCAUUGAACCUGUCCACCAGCGGCAUUAGCAGCAUCAACAUGUCAAUAGAAAUAAAUGGAGUUGUCUACACAGGUGUCCUGUUCGCCCGCAGACCCCUCGUCCCGGGGGCACCCGGCAGCAACAGCAGCAGGAGCUCCCACGGCCAGGCGAGCCCGGUGCCCGCGCAGAACCAGCGGCUCUCGGCCUCCUCACGCAGUCACACUCCCGCCAGCGCCUCGCCGUGA